AAUGCUUCUAAUCCCAUUGUAUCAUGAAGGAAUCCUCAAAAAGAAAAAAACGACAGAAAGCUUUGAACAAACGACAGCGGCCCAUUUUCUUAACAAAUUAUAGAAUGCUCCGUAGAAAAAGGCGCGCCUCGACGAUAUACGGCGUCGUGGAGCCGUUUAAAGACACAGACAGCACUCUUUCUUUUUGUCUAAUCGUCCGCAAAAUAAGGAUUCGUUUCUGGUUUAUCCAAUUUCCCAUGAUUCUCCAGUGGCAACCUUCACAGCCACACCCACAGCUGUCCCAAUAUUCUCAUAAGGUAGCGCGCGCGUGCCGCCGACCAAUUGGUUUGCUUACUUCUCUAUCAGUACAGAGGCGAAGUGAUAGGAUGCAUGCAACUGCAAAUCCUGGAGUUUCUAUAAAAUCCAUGGUAAUAGAGCCUCCUUCACAUCCUACCUAUGAUUUGAAUGGUGUUAUCAAGUUAGCCCUUGCUGAAGAUGCUGGUGACCUAGGUGAUGUAACGACACUGGCGACUGUCCCAUCAGAUGUAGAAGUUGAGGCCCAUUUCUUAGCGAAGGAGGAUGGUGUCAUUGCUGGAAUUGCACUUGCAGAGAUGGUGUUUCAGGAAGUUGACCCUUCUCUGAAGGUAGAAUGGUCUCAAAAAGAUGGUGAUCAUGUUCACAAAGGCCUAAAGAUUGGAAGAGUCUAUGGAACGGCAUACAGCAUUGUUGUAGCUGAAAGGGUAGCUCUUAAUUUUAUGCAGAGGAUGAGUGGCAUAGCAACUCUAACUAAGGCAAUGGCAGAUGCUGCACAUCCUGCUCUUAUCUUAGAGACAAGGAAGACUGCUCCGGGUUUACGCUUGGUGGAUAAGUGGGCGGUACUUAUUGGUGGGGGCAGAAAUCACAGAAUGGGUCUAUUUGAUAUGGUUUUAAUAAAAGAUAACCAUAUUUCAGCUGCAGGUAGUGUCACAAGUGCUGUCAAAUCUGUAGAUACAUAUCUAGAGCAAAAGAAUAUUAAAAUGGAGGUUGAGGUUGAAACUAGGACUCUAGAGGAAGUACAGGAGGUGUUACAUUAUGCAUCACAAUCAAAGACUUCUUUAACAAGAAUAAUGUUGGAUAAUAUGGUUGUACCACUACCGAAUGGAGAUGUUGAUGUAUCUAUGCUUAAAGAAGCUGUGAAACUGAUUAAUGGGAAAUUCGAGACAGAGGCCUCUGGCAAUGUUACUUUUGAAACGGUACACAAAAUUGGAAGCACAGGGGUGACCUACAUUUCCAGUGGUGCAUUGACACAUUCUGUGAAAGCUCUUGACAUUUCCCUCAAGAUUGACACAGAGUUGGCUCUUCAAGUUGGGAGACGCACCAAAAGGGCAUGACCUUUCUUGAUGUAAUUGUGUCCUCUCAUAAGCGAUCCAUCAGUAUGUUAAUUCAAUCUUAGUGUUGUCAAAUAAUAAUGAUGCUAAUGUUCUGAGAACACUCAGAUCAUAAUCACAUGGGCAAACAGUUUACAAUUGAAAGGAAUUCAUCAAUAAUGUAAAAUAAAAGCUUUAGAUUGAAAAGGAAAGGAAAUGUCUAUAAAGAAAACAGGUCAUAACAGACAGACCAUCUUGGUAGUUGAUAAGUGGGAUACAGGUACGCCAUAAUAUACUCACUACAUGUGACUUCGUUGCCUCUUAGAACAGGCAGUUUGUCUUUUUGAAA
Molecule: messenger RNA, 1674 nt
Organism: Humulus lupulus (European hop)
Lineage: Eukaryota; Viridiplantae; Streptophyta; Magnoliopsida; Rosales; Cannabaceae
Product: quinolinate phosphoribosyltransferase [decarboxylating] 1a
Exons: 10
Coding region: 24-1349 (441 amino acids)
Biological process (GO): quinolinate catabolic process; NAD+ biosynthetic process
Cellular component (GO): cytoplasm
Molecular function (GO): nicotinate-nucleotide diphosphorylase (carboxylating) activity
Source: RefSeq, a predicted model, not a curated record